AUGCCAAACUCGACCCAGACUUUGUCUUCGACAUUGGCGGAGAUCCAUACCAGACCAGACCCCAUCUCUGUGGAUGAAAUUAUUGCUCGGAGGCGACUGAACUCCAAGCGGAAACGCGAAGAGGAGUCUGAAGAUGAAAGCGAAGGCGAAGAAGACGAAAGUGACGCGAAAGACGGGGAGGAAUUGGGCUCCGAACUGGACGAGGAAGACCCUCUGGCAACAUCAGAUGAAGGCAGUGAGGAAGGCGAAGAGGAAGAAGGGAGCAGUGGAGAGGAUAACGAAGAUGCUGAAGACAAAGACGACGACAGCGACGAAGAGGUGGAGGAGGAAACCCAAGCAGAGAAAGACCGAAAAGCGGCUUUCUUCGACUCGGAAUCAGGUCCAGCGGCGAGCCAUGAUUCUUUCCUAACAAUGAACCUCUCCCGUCCAAUCCUAAAGGCAUUAACAACCCUUGGCUUCUCGAAACCCACACCUAUUCAAGCUGCAACGAUACCCGUAGCACUGCUCGGGAAGGAUGUCGUCGGAAAUGCCGUCACGGGAUCAGGAAAAACUGCCGCUUUCAUAAUUCCUAUGCUCGAGCGUCUCCUCUACCGCGAGAAGGGUAAAAAGGCUGCCGCUACACGAUGUGUCAUCCUUGUGCCCACGAGGGAACUCGGUGUACAAUGUUACGAUGUGGGCACGAAGCUUGCGACCCAUACCGACAUUCGUUUAUCACUUCUCGUUGGUGGGUUGUCUUUGAAGUCGCAGGAAGCGGACUUGCGGACACGCCCAGACAUCGUAAUUGCAACCCCAGGUCGUCUCAUUGAUCAUAUCCGCAACUCUCCCUCUUUUGACUUGGAUGCGGUCGACGUUCUUGUACUCGACGAAGCCGACCGAAUGCUGGACGACGGUUUCGCCGAUGAGCUUUCAGAAAUCAUCAAGUCAUGCCCCAAAUCCCGACAAACAAUGCUCUUCUCUGCCACAAUGACAGAUUCCGUCGACGAACUUGUCAAAAUGUCGUUGAAUAGGCCAGUCAGAUUGUUUGUUGACCCGAAGAGAUCAACCGCCCGUGGGCUAGUGCAAGAAUUUGUUCGCGUAAAAGCAGGAAAAGAGAAUGAACGCUCGGCGCUGCUUGUUUCCCUUUGCAAACGGACUUUCAAAAAUAAAGUCAUCAUUUUCCUGAGGAGUAAAAGGCUGGCCCAUCAAAUGCGCAUUGUCUUUGGUUUGGUUGGGAUGAAAUGCGAGGAGCUUCAUGGCGAUUUGACGCAGGAACAGCGUCUGAAAGCUCUGCAUGCCUUCCGGGAAGGUACAGUUGACUACCUAAUGGCAACCGACCUAGCAUCUCGCGGUUUGGAUAUCAAGGGAGUCGAGACUGUCAUCAACUAUGAUAUGCCGUCUCAACCGGCUCAAUACCUCCAUCGUGUCGGUCGAACAGCCCGUGCGGGCAAAAAGGGCCGUUCUGUAUCCCUCGUUGGAGAGGCCGAUCGUAAAAUGCUCAAGGCGGCUAUCAAGCAUAGUUCAGGCGAGGACCAAGUUCGGCACCGCAUCGUUCCCUCCGAGGUUCUCCAGACAUGGGUGCAGAAGCUGGAAGGUCUCACAGUGGAGAUUGCAGAGAUUCUUAAGGAGGAGAAGGAGGAGAGACAUCUUCGACAGGCGGAAAUGGAGCUAAAAAAGGGCCAGAAUAUGAUUGAACACGAAGCCGAAAUUUUUUCGCGUCCAGCACGUACAUGGUUCCAAACAGGGAAAGAAAAGCAGAAGGCGGAAGAGCUGAGCAAGCGUCUACAUGAGACUGGAGGUAAGAAAACUGCACCAAAGGGUGUGGAUACAACUAAACCCAAGCGGGAUAAGCUGUCAGGCUUGUCACGGAGAGCGAAACGAAGAAGAAUGACAACGGAAGACGACAAAGAGGCAAAUGAUAGCAAGGCUCUGAAUGCCGCUAUCCGUUCGGCAAAGAAGGCUUUCCGUCCGCAGAAAAUUGGAGUGUCAGAGCGUCGGAAUUCCAAGCCAACAAAGAAAAAGAGAAAGACAUUGGGCAGGCCAUCCAAGUCUGGAAGCACUUUCGAAGGUGACAUGGGAAAGGGGCCAAAGGCAAGAGAGGGGAUUAGAAGUCGUAAAGGCGAUACAGUGAAGUUGGACAAGAAGGGCGCAAAUAAGACAAAACCCAAGAAGAAGGGCCGGUCAUAG
Cyclocybe aegerita is the source of this 2163-nucleotide messenger RNA. The record is from the annotation of a GenBank genome assembly. NCBI's taxonomy places the organism in Eukaryota, Fungi, Basidiomycota, Agaricomycetes, Agaricales, Hemipholiotaceae.